Molecule: messenger RNA, 3170 nt
Organism: Impatiens glandulifera
Lineage: Eukaryota; Viridiplantae; Streptophyta; Magnoliopsida; Ericales; Balsaminaceae
Product: probable LRR receptor-like serine/threonine-protein kinase At2g24230
Exons: 1
Coding region: 567-2981 (804 amino acids)
Biological process (GO): hormone-mediated signaling pathway; protein phosphorylation
Cellular component (GO): plasma membrane
Molecular function (GO): ATP binding; protein binding; protein kinase activity
Source: RefSeq, a predicted model, not a curated record
GUUGAUGAUGCACCAGAACACUAAACGCAGGAGCAAAGCAAAGGCAUGAUUGAAUCACCAAAUGGAAAUGGUCACGCCCAUCUCACACUGUUAGGCUGUAAUCGUUUCUUGUUUAAUUUGUCUGCGUCAGAAAAUUAUGCCGCAAAAACCGGAGAUUUUCAAGCAGAAGAUUAUAAGAAUUUGUUUGUAGACCCUCUACUAGGUUUGACAAUGCAUGCAUAAGCCAAAAUACUCGAGGACCCACGUUCUAUCCUUCUCUCUAUUGACUGUUGAAACACACUUCUCAUGAUCCUUUCGUAGCUAUAAGCAAAAUUUGCAUCAAAUUGAUCAAUGAGAGCUGGUGCUGUUGCUGUUGCUGUUGCUGGUGGUGGUGGUGGUGGUGGGUGUUCAUCAUUCAGUGGCGCCGCAGGUUUGCAUUAGCUACUAUUGGAUUGAUUGAUUGAUUGAUUGAUGGUCUUUUUAAGAGAAGAACUUUUAAGUGGUACAAGGGUUUUGGUGGGUUCGGUUCAAUUUCCUUUUUUGUUUUCAUUCAAAUUGAACUAUUGAUCGGUAUUGUUUUAAGCUAUAUGGAUCAAAUGGGGUUUCUUCUUUUCGUCUCCACUCUUAUUUGUUUACUGUUAUUGAAACCUAUACUCCUCUGUCAGUGUCAACAACAAUCUCCCAAUACGGAUGGCUAUUUCGUCUAUAAUUUCUUGCAGACAAUGGGUUCAAUUUCAUCUCAAAAUCCAUCUGGUCCUGUUUGUUUUUGGGAAGGUGUAUCCUGUGAUUCUAAGAAUGAAACUGUCACUGGGUUGGUAGCUUCUGGCUUUCGUUUAUCUGGUUUGAUUCCUGAAAACUCAAUUGGAAAACUAAGUAAUCUCCAGUUUUUGGAUCUAAGCAACAAUGAAAUAACUGGUUUCUCAUCUGAUUUCUGGAGUUUAGGUUCACUAAAGUCCCUCAAUCUCUCUUAUAAUCACAUAUCUGGGAAUCUCCCUACCAACAUUGGGAAUUUUGGCCAACUUCAAAUUUUAGACCUUUCUUUUAACAAUUUCUCUGGGACAAUUCCUCAAGAUAUAAGCUCUUUAUCUAAUCUUCAAACUCUCAGGUUAAACCAAAAUGGGCUUGAAUCCAGAAUUCCAUCCGGACUUGUGAUUUGUAAGUCUUUGGUUUUUUUCGAUCUUUCCUCAAAUCAACUUGCGGGUAUGCUUCCGGACGAAUUUUUAGCUGCAUUUCCGAAUCUUAAAUCUCUCAACAUUGCUGAUAAUAUGAUUACUGGCCAUGAUUUAAAUUUUUCGCGGCUUAAGUCUAUUACAUAUGUCAAUAUUUCGAGGAAUCAGUUUCAGGGUUCUGUAGUUGGUUUGUUUCAGGAGCCAAGGGAGAUCAUUGAUUUGAGCCGAAACCAAUUCCAAGGGAAUAUAUCACAGGUACACAAUUGGUCUAGCCUGGUUUAUAUUGAUUUAUCUGAGAACAAGUUUACUGGAGAAAUUUCAGCUAGUUUUGGAGAAGCUAAGGAUUUAAAGCACCUUAAUCUUGCAUAUAAUCUGUUUUAUCCACGAGAAUUCCCAAAUAUCAACAUGCUUUCGCUGUUAGAAUAUCUUAACUUAUCUAGAACAAGUCUCGUCGGUCAUAUUCCAGUUGAAAUCUUUAAAUUGGAUCAUCUUGGAACUCUUGAUGUUUCCUUCAACAAUUUAACAGGGGAGAUUCCGUUACCAGUCUUGGAGAAGGUUAUUUCGAUGAAAAGAUUCAAUUUUUCAUAUAAUAACUUGACCCUUUGUCCUUCCGGUAUCUCUCUCUCGGCCUUUCCAUCAGCUUUCAUAGGCACGACGAACAUUUGUCCGAUCGCUGUAAAUCCGGAUAAAUUAAGAAAGAAAUCUAAGCAUCGUCAAGUACUGUUUCUUGCAUUGGCUUUAGCCACUUUAUUGGGAUGUUUGAUUGCAGCAUUGUUGAUUUUCGUCUUUGGCUUUGGCUUUGGCUGCGGUAGAAAGAUCAUCGAAAAACAAGGAGAACCAGUACUCGUGGGAGAACGCGAUAUUUCAGGCUCAUUCUCCAUUCAUACUGAUUCAAGUACAUCAUUCCCUGUUGUGAUUUUCGAGAAACCUUUGUUAAAUUUAACGUUUGCAGAUCUUUCGUUCGCUACUUCACAUUUUGAUCAGGCAGGUUUGUUGUCUGAAAGUAGAUAUGGUCCUAUCUAUAAAGGCACCCUACCUGGCGGACAUAAUAUAGCCGUUAAAGUUUUGGUUUUCGGUGAACGUGAUUCAAUCCUAUCUGUUCAAGAAGCUGGAAGAGAACUCGAGAUUUUAGGACGAAUGAGACAUCCUAAUUUGGUUUCUUUGAUUGGAUAUUGUUUGUUGGGUGAAAAGAAGAUUGUUGUUUACGAUCACAUGGAGAAUGGAACUUUGGAAAAUUUACUUCAUCAUCGAGGAGAAGAGAAUUUGAUAACUGGUUGGAGUUUCAGGCAUAAGAUCGCGUUAGGCAUUGCCAGGGCGCUUGCAUUUCUCCACCACGGAUGUUCUCCUCCAAUAAUUCAUAGGGAUGUGAAAGCGAGCAAUAUUUAUCUCGAUCUUCAUUUGGAACCAAGAUUGUCUGAGUCAGGGCUAGCCAAAAUCUUCGGAAAUGAUGAUGGUUUAUCUUCGGGGUAUUUGAGUCCUGAAUUUAACAUUCAAUCAGUAUCUGGCUCUGGCUCUGGUUCUGGCUCUGGCUCUGGCUCUGGAUCAGGAUCGGAGUCCCUGAAUCCGAAGUUUGAUGUUUAUGGGUUUGGAGUGGUUUUGUUAGAGUUGGUGACUGGGAAAAAGGAGACGGGAGAUUUGGUUCGAUGGAUUAGAGAUUUAGUGAAGAAAAACGAGGGUUCGACAGCUAUUGAUACGAGGAUUAAUGGAUCGGCUUCGAAAAAUGAGAUGGAAGAGGCUAUAAAAAUUGGAUAUUUAUGCACAUCUGAUCUUCCUUGGAAAAGACCAAGCAUGCAGCAGGUUGUUGGACUUCUCAAAGACAUUCAAUCAAACUAGCAUGCAGCAUGAACUGAUGAACCAAAACCAAACUAUAUUAUGAUCUUCUUUGUUGGCUUAAAUUUUGAUUUAGUUUUGAACAAAUUGGCUUCUUUUACUUCAUCUAUCUUGGCUACUUCUUAAUCGAGGCUUACUUUCAUACCAUUUAGUCGUAUCAAUAAGUUUCGAACUUAAGACAUUUACACAAUA